AUGACUGCAUCACCGCCGGCUGGGUCCCGGAGGGGAUCUAUCGCCACCGACACUCCUGGCUUCGGAAUUCACUGUAGUGUUCCUCCGCUGCUGUCAACACAGUCACCUGGCGCGCAGUCCACGAUAUCUUGGACAUCGAGAACCGAGACCGAGACCGAGACCAUCGCAGAAGAGCCAAACUCCAGUUGCUCAACCCAUUGUCCAGCUACACCUGCGAACGUACCAACCCUCCUCAAACAAGCCCUAGAACAAGUUCUAGAUCUCAAACGGCAAAGCUUCAGCAAAGAGACUACAUAUCUGGACAGCUCUAUCCCGCCAGAGCUUUCCAAAGCCUUCAUUGCAAACUUUUUCAAGCACUACAAGAUCGACACAUUCCCGGGAUUUAUCAAUGUCAAGCUUAUGCAGCUGAUUCCAGACAUUGUCGACAUACCGGAGAUCAGUAUCGACCCAGCUGCGCUUGUUCUCUACUACAGUAUCCUCUACCACGGGUCCUUACCGGCUCCAGCCGUAAUGGCGGAACGAGGGAACGGCAUACCUGACAGAAUGUAUCGUUGUUGUCUACGUAUCGUACCGUCGUGGCAGAGACAAAUUGCAGGAACCAAGACAGAUCUAAUCACUGCCAUUCUUGUCAUGCGAGCCUCUUUUCAACAGUGUGACUUCAAACGUAGCUGGGAUAUGUAUAAGAUUGUAUGCCAGUGCGUACAAACGCUGAACAUGCACAACAUUGAUCAGAGUCUUUCCAAUACGCUGAUGAACCCCGAGCUUCUUUCAGAUGAGCCAGACCACCACAGGCAGGGGCUUUGGGCGUUGGUGUUAGUGGACCUGUUCUUCCGGCUGCUACACGAUAAACCUGCCAUUAUGACCGCCAACUUGACUGAAUGGCGCGUCAAUCUGCCCUGGCUAUCUGCAAACCCUGAAUCGACGGAACAUGUGGUUCCUACACUAGUGUUCAUCGUAAAGUCGCGACUGACUUUUCUUCUCCUUCGUUUCUUUGAGAUAUUUGAUCAAGACAGAAAAGACAAGAACAGUACGAUCAAACAUGUUACGGGACUUUGUACAGAGAUAGAAGAUUUAUUCGAAGAAUGGUCCGUGAGAGACUCAAUGACAAAACACGAGGAAGUCCACGCUUACUGGUGGAUGCUAUACGACCUAUUAGCCACGGGAUACUGCGCUAUGAUGAUGAUGGUACACAAAAUAGCCAACUUUCCAUCUGACCAUUCUGGAGCACGUCGAGUGAGUGAGGAUGCGUCUACCACUCUUUUAUCGGUUCAUAUCGCACGCCGUGUCAUGGAUCUCGUUCGACUUAGCCUAGGAAGGUAUCCGAGCCCGGCAGCCGCGUGCAACGUGUUUGGCGCAUUCCGCUGCUGUAUUGCAUACGGCUAUUUAGCCAGACAUCUCUUUCAGAGCGACCCUCGAGAGCCUGGCUCUACAGCAGAGACCGACAUAAAGUUGCUGGAGCAGGUUGCUGAGAGCAUGAGUACUAUAUCAAAAAUGGAUGAAGACAUUUUGCCCCUGGUGCGGACGCUUUAUGAACUGAAUAGAGCUAUUCAUGCCAGAUGGGAAGAAAGGACGGGAGUCUCCCUCUAG
Messenger RNA from Ilyonectria robusta, 1587 nucleotides. RefSeq lists its product as uncharacterized. NCBI's taxonomy places the organism in Eukaryota, Fungi, Ascomycota, Sordariomycetes, Hypocreales, Nectriaceae. The transcript has 4 exons. The record is from RefSeq and is a predicted model, not a curated record. Bases 1 to 1587 code for a protein of 528 amino acids.